CUGACCAAAAAACUUGGACCUCGCGCGGUGCGAGCAGUGCCAAGCAGCGGGGCAGCAGGAGACAGGCACAUCGAAGAAGGCAGUGCAGCGCCAUCUCUCGCCUAGCGACAGAGCUCCGGAGUUUUUAUUCCGACUCGGGCCGCCGACACCGGGACCCAUUCGAACCGCCGACGCCGCCUCUGAGAAGCUGUCAUUGACAGAGAAACAGGGAGGAACACGCAGCGACUCUUCAUUGUUGUUCCCCGUCAGCAACAGCAGCCGUCGCCAUGUUGAACGCCCGCGCGUGGGCCGUCGCCCUGCUGGCCCUGCUUGUGCUGAGCGUCACCUCAGCGGCCAAGGGCACGCCGCAGUUCGUGCCCAACGGACGGUACGGCCGCCGGAGCGUCACGCCGCCUCUGGCUGGUGUAUCCAGAGACCUGACGGUGAACUUCUUCGGAGACUCGAGCAUAUCCUGCACCUACACGGGAUUCGCGGACAUCUACAGGUGUUCCAGGAAAGCUUCCGAGGAUUACAAGGACACGUCGUUCGAGUGAAAGCGACCACCGGCCGACCCCUCUAGCGGCGGCGACACACGACUUCUCCACGAUCUUUCUCGCUACAAUGAGAAAGCGCAAGAAGACAUGACGAAGGAAAACGGCAUCACACCCAAUUUUUUUCGACCGGUCCUGCCUACUUUCUUUUAGCUAAGACAACGUAUAGUAAACCACGAGGUGCUAAGCAACGAGACAUCCUGUUAAGAAAAGCAAGUUACAUUCGUUCCUCCUAGCCUAUCUGUAAAACGAGGCAAUACCCAAUAAGCUUGACUGUGAGAAUUAUUCCGAGCUCGCGAACAAUGAAAACUGGAGGAUAUUUGUGCGAACAAAUAUUAAUGCGCAUAGUGAAAGUAUCGCUGUGCGCAUUUAGAUACUGUUCAUAUCCCAUUUACUUCAUUUUCGAUCGGACCGCACCAUCCAGUGCUGAAAUAAACGACUGUACAUUCACGUUUGACGCGUGGUUUGUCAUCGGCUUCUUGAUUGCCUGUAUGAUAGCCUAACCUCUCACAGUGCACAAUCCACGCUUCUGUAAUCACAGAGGACCUCCCCGGAUGAGCCAAGGAGUUAGCCGGCAGAGGCUCACCAAGCGGCUGCGCUGCGUCUCGAACACUGUUCGGCCGAAGGUCCCCGUAAAAUUGUUUCAUGCAAAUUGGGCUGCUCGUUUCGCAGCGAGUGUCCCGCUUGGCUCUAAGUCUGUGCCGCCUUGUUCCUGAAUCGGGCGCUCCUUCACCGAGAACUUCGCGAGUUAUUUCGUCCAAGCAUGCGCGCCUUUGUCAUCCAAGCCUUUCAGACCUCUUUUUUUUUUCGUAAUCCUCUUAGAAAACGCUUCGAAUUAUGUAGCCGCAAACCUAGGCGGGCUGAGGACUCGUCCAGUCGUGAAGCGCAACAACCUCGAACGUCCGGAUUCUAACGGCGCCAUCAACAUUUGAAAGUUCAGAGUGAAAUCACUAGUCUCUAGAGCUUAAGCUUCUUACCUGAGCUCGCCAAAUAUAGCGUUAGUAAAGCUUUACACCGACAGCACCGGCCCAUACCGACUAUCAAUUAACGCAUUUUAAGACUUUUUUUCACCGGAUAGCGGGUGUUUUCGCGAAAGCUCGGGGCUCUUCGAGCGAUGACGGUGCAAUAUCGCAUUGCUCAGGCUAUAUGUACAUCGCCGAAAUUGUUAAUUUCGACAAGAGAGUUUCGAUUUGCAUGGGAGAGGAUUGUGAAAAAGAAUAGACGCGUGGAGGUUCGGUGAUCACAGCAUCUUUAAUCGGCAUAACCUCCCUUAUUCCGUGGAGAACUGCGCUUCCCUUACCCAGCGACUCUCCGUUGUCACUCGAGCCCCAUUGCCGUUUUUAUUAAUUUAGCCUACGACCUAUGCGCUUUGCUUAACUUUGCCUUGGCGUUUCUUCUUUUUUUCUUUUUUUCAGCUGAUCUCGCACAAAGCACAAGCUAUAGGUUCGAGGACUCUUUUACCACGCGUCAAACGUGAAGGCGAUUGAAUUCAUUUGUGUCGCCGACAAGCUUUAUUAUAGAGCAAAGCGAAGUAACCCUAAGUCCCUGAGUGCGAUGAGCCCUGCUUCCCAUCUUUCCUCUAUAUAGUCAGGGCGCACAACUGCGAGACAAUCCCCUAAGACGCGGCUUCUCCGAAACGUGACGGCAUCUUUAUCUUCUCGUGCUGGGACACCGUUCAAGCUGGAUGAUAUUCUGUAUUAAAUAAAAGUGACGCGUAUAUUCCAACCUGC
Dermacentor andersoni is the source of this 2260-nucleotide messenger RNA. Its product is annotated as RYamide neuropeptides-like. Lineage: Eukaryota; Metazoa; Arthropoda; Arachnida; Ixodida; Ixodidae. The record is from RefSeq and is a predicted model, not a curated record.